Messenger RNA from Acanthisitta chloris (rifleman), 1503 nucleotides. RefSeq names its product potassium voltage-gated channel subfamily H member 2-like. The annotation marks the transcript as partial. Gene Ontology annotation, molecular function: inward rectifier potassium channel activity. Gene Ontology annotation, biological process: regulation of ventricular cardiac muscle cell membrane repolarization; potassium ion transmembrane transport; membrane repolarization during action potential. The transcript is spliced from 7 exons. The record is from RefSeq and is a predicted model, not a curated record. NCBI's taxonomy places the organism in Eukaryota, Metazoa, Chordata, Aves, Passeriformes, Acanthisittidae. Gene Ontology annotation, cellular component: membrane.
GUGCUGAAGGGCUUCCCUGACUGCCUGCAGGCAGAUAUCUGCCUCCACCUCAACCGCACGCUGCUCCAGAACUGCAAGGCGUUCCGAGGGGCCAGCAAGGGCUGCCUGCGUGCCCUGGCCAUGAAGUUCAAGACAACUCAUGCCCCUCCUGGAGACACCCUGGUGCACUAUGGAGAUGUCCUCACCACACUCUACUUCAUCUCCCGGGGUUCCAUCGAGAUCCUCCGGGAAGACAUUGUGGUGGCAAUCUUAGGGAAGAAUGACAUCUUUGGGGAGCCCAUCAGCCUCUACGCUCGCCCAGGGAAGUCCAACGCUGAUGUGAGGGCCUUGACCUACUGUGACUUGCACAAGAUCCAGCGUGAGGACCUGCUGGAGGUCUUGGACAUGUACCCAGCCUUCUCUGACAACUUCUGGAGCAACUUAGAGAUCACCUUCAACCUGCGAGAUGCAGACAGCGUUCCCCGCUCACCGCUCAGCGAGGAGUACGACUGCACCUACCGCCGGGCACGCCGACGCAAGCAUUCCCUCUGCCAGUCCAACAAGCCUGACCCAGACACGGGCAUCUCUGAUGCAGAGCAGUAUCACACCUACUCAGAGCUCACCAACCCGCAGGACCCGCUGAGUAAGGACCAGUGGGACGACGUGGGCAGCAGCACCUCUCCCUGCUCCCAGACCAGCGAUGACGAGGCCAAGACUGGCAGUCCUGUGAAAGCUGAGCCCUUCCCCUCACCCAAAAAGGAUGACUUUGCUCUGCCCUCACUCAGCCUUGUCACCACCAACGCCAACGACGUGGAGGUUGGCAAGCAGGCGGCAGAGAGCAGCCAGUCCUACGCAGCCACCCCCCCAGACAUCCCCAACAUGUUCACCUUCUGGGAGGACCGAAGGCCAAACCACCCUCCGGAGUCUUUGCAACACAUCUCCUUGGUGCACAGCCCACGGGACGUGCCCCUGCACAGUGACUACAGACCGGGGCAGAUCGAGUCCAGGCUGGAGCUCCUGCAGGCCCAGCUCAGCAGGCUGGAAUCCAGGAUGUCAUCAGACAUCAGUGUAAUCCUCCAGCUCCUGCAGCGCCAGCUGUCCCAAGUGCCACCUGCCUACAGCCCCAUCUCGCCGUCCUCCCAGAACCUGGCCAUGUACGGCAUCCUCCCGCGGAGCCUGGAGCCUCUCACCCCCUGCACACCCCUGGAGGACGAGGAGCCAGCCACCCAGGAGCAGAGCCCGAGCUACACGGAGGUAGAAAAGUUCCACUUGAAAUCCAGGGACUCGUUGUCAAGCGGGAUGCACCUCUCUGGGUCACCCGACAAAACCAUGACAGUCUACUCCGAGCAGGAGCACCACUCCCCACCUCUCCCAGACCCAGAGCCUCCCCACCAAAGGGCACCAAACACCCAGGGACUCUUGAGGGGCUCUCGUUUCCCUUCCCUCCCUGAGCACUUGGAGGCAUCUUCCGAGCACCAGGACAUUCAGAGACACCUCUCCGACCCAGUGCUUCCUGGAAGUUAG